Molecule: messenger RNA, 1050 nt
Organism: Phalaenopsis equestris
Lineage: Eukaryota; Viridiplantae; Streptophyta; Magnoliopsida; Asparagales; Orchidaceae
Product: F-box/LRR-repeat protein At3g48880-like
Exons: 2
Coding region: 83-934 (283 amino acids)
Molecular function (GO): protein binding
Source: RefSeq, a predicted model, not a curated record
CUCUGUUUUUCAUGCGUUCGAAUAUUUAUCGAAAUAAUCGAAUUAAGAACUGAUUGCAGACAGGAAAAGAGAGAAACAGAGCAUGGAAGAAGAAAGGAAGUGGGAGAAUUUGGCUUCAGACUGCUUGGUCUGUAUAUUCUGUUAUCUAGGAAUGGAAGAGCUGACAGUUGCUCUUCCAUUUGUCUGUAAAUCCUGGCAUGAAGCUUCUUUGGAUCCUCGAUGCUGGAAGAAGCUGAACUUCCUUGAACUGGACUUCAGUUCUGGAAGUAAUUUUGAACGAAGAUUCAAGCAAGAGUAUGGCGUUGGGAGCAGGUUCUGUUUUUCUUCUUUGGUGAAGCUCUGCAUUGAGCGCAGCCAUGGAUCAGCAGUGGAGCUGUCGAUCCCGUCUGUUUGCAGUGAUUCGAUUCUGCAGGCUCUGAUUUCUGCUUCAAUCGGAUGCCCCAAGUUAAAAGUGGUUGAAUUCCCAGGCGUACGUCGCCAAGAUGAGAAGCAACUUCCUCAACUGAUAAGCAAAUGGAAAGAGCUUGAAACUCUAAAGAUCUCAUUGAAACCAGUUUCAUUCAUAGAAACAAUUGAACAAAUCAACAUAAACUGCCCCAACUUUGCAGGGCUUCGCUUAUAUGGAUUAUUUAAUAAUGCAGAAACAAAAGCCAUUGCCGGAUGCAUCCCAAGAUUGAAAAUUUUCGCCAUAAAUGGAUCUAUAAUUGACAAGGAAGGUUUGAUGGAGAUAUUGGAUGGUUGCAGUGAGUUGGAGGUGUUAAAUGUGUCGGAUUGUGCAGGUUUUGAUGUUGAUGAUGAGAUAUUAAUGAAGGCAUCUAAGAUCAAGAAGUUUGUCUUUAAUGACGUUACGAAGGAAGGUAACAUGAUACAUCACUUACUUUUAGAGAGAUUACAAGUUGUUACAAAAUAUUCGCAUUGGCAACAAAUAAUGUAACUGUUGUCAUUUUUGGGCAUCUUAUUCCAAUGAUUAUUGUUGUUGUGAGUAUAACAACAGUUCAAUUAUGUUAAGCCCAGUGAUCUUAAUAUCGUUGUAAAACUUAGCAGUAGUUA